Messenger RNA from Fimicolochytrium jonesii, 2330 nucleotides. RefSeq lists its product as uncharacterized. Bases 137 to 2194 code for a protein of 685 amino acids. The record is from RefSeq and is a predicted model, not a curated record. Lineage: Eukaryota; Fungi; Chytridiomycota; Chytridiomycetes; Spizellomycetales; Powellomycetaceae. The transcript has 3 exons.
GCAUCGGCUUCCUGCGUCUCUCCGUGCCUCCGUCCUACAGCACAACAAUUGCAGACCCACCUGUGAAUGGAGGCACUCUUCCGUCCUGUUCUUCUGUCAUCUUGCCCACGCAUUUCGCGCUACGAAUCUCGCGACGAUGUUGACGCGUCGGAGCCCGCGGAAAGUGACCUUUACCAUUCAAACAGCAGCAGUGCUGCUAUUUGCGACCCAUCCUGGUCUGGCAAGCCCAUUGUUUCUCGACGUUCCGACACCCGCCAACGACUUGGCCCCGGCAAUUCCAACCCUGCCCCCGCUCGCCACGCCCUCUGCACCAAUAGGCACCGGCUCGACCCCUACUCCUCCGCAAGCUGCAAAGGUCUCUAGUGGAGUACCCAGCCCUCCGGCGACCGUGCAAGGCAGUAAUGUUUCAUCCGCGAUUAGCACCGUAACCCCCGAAACAGACGCAGGAAGCGAAUUAACUUGCCCCGAUGGACACUAUGCAAACGCUGAGAAUACCAGCUGUCUGCGCUGUGAUGCGUCCUCCACCAAUGUCGUUACGUGUGAAAAUACGCUGGCGCUGCAUGCGAAUGCUUUGAGGCCGUCGUCUUCGGAGAUGGGAGCGUGGGCGCCAGCCGUAACGGCAGCCGUGGUUGGGAUUCCUGUGUUGGUUUGCAUCUGCAUUGCGUUGGGGGCGGUUUGGUGCAUAUGGAGCAGACAAAAGAAGGCGAAAGGGGAUCUCUUCGGUAGUAAAAUGGACUCGCUUAAAGACUUCAGUGAAAACAGCAAUCUCCCAACACGGCCUCAGCGGGCAUGGAGGAAGCCUGGUGGCUCCGUGCGCGUGGGCGGGAUAAAGGAACCACCUCUUGUGAAAGAUGAAGCCAGCGGGCAACGAGAGAAGUUCAUGGACAUGGUCUCAAAGGCGUGGCAAGGGCCAUUGGAGCCUGAUCGAAAGACUGCAAAGCCCGCGCAACCAUCAGCAGCACUCUCCGCGCCUCAUUCGAAUGGAAGCGAAGGAGGACUGACAGCAGAUGAGCAGCGAAGCGCUCUCAUUCCAACGAUCACGCACAUACCAGAGCUUGCGAGAGAUCUGGAAGUACCGUUAUUUGCUGGGAAGUCGUAUCAGCCUGAACGAUUUGCUGCACAGAACAUCCCAACCAUCCAAGUACAUCAACCAGACAGUGCACCCCCUUCCGGCUUCAGCUCAGGGUCCUCCGCGACGUCGAACAGCUCGUAUAAUUCUCAAGGCAAACCCCGAAAGCCCAUCUUAGCCCACCGCGAGAGACAAAAGCCUCGCAACCCCGGCGGCCGAAUCUACGAUGAUGUCGACACCGGUCGGUCUGUGAACCGGGAGCUUAUUCGCAAAGCCGCCCUUGACGAAUUUGCCUAUCAGCAACAUAAAAACAGCAGUGUGAAGUCGUCCACACCAUCGGCAAGCGUGGAUGGCUCUAACCCCAGCGAUAACACACGGGUCAACACUCCUGCAACCGACCUGAUGACAGCCAACGACGACGUUCCGCUGAUCAACUUCGUCGGUCCAAGACCAGCUGCACCAACCGUCCGUCAGGACCCUCGCGUUCUUCGCCUCCAUAUCGAAAGCGGCACAUCAUCCUCCCUCAGCUCUUCGGGGUCCUCCUUCAGAUCGGAAGCAUCAUCAGCCUCGCGCCUUCCCUCGCCCAACGGGUCCACGAGCUCACGGGAAGCGAUGCGUGCUCGACGCGAUAUGUGGGAGAACGCGUUGUUUACGCCAGGUUCCAUGUUAUCGCCGGUUCCGCCUUACGCGGCCACAGGCGUUCCGAUGCUGAUGCCUCACCCGCCUCCUCCGAUCUUAAGCUCUCCGGAUCCGUACCACCCGAUGAUGGGAAUGCUCAGCAUACCACCGCCAUACCAGAUCUAUUUCGACCAGCCUCAGUAUGGCUUCGCGUCCAACUCUUCCACCACAUCCUCAUCCGCGGCCAGUUCCGCCUCGUCGUCGACGGAUGACAGUCGCAGGGGUCGUCGACCAGGUCGGACCCGCGAUAGAAGUCAAGAGACGUCCCACGACCACCCUGACACCGCAGCUUCGCGUUCUGAAUCGCGCGCACGGAGCACCUCUCGAUCUCGGUCCCGCUCACGGCGUCGAGAUAGAUCCCAGCAGCCGAGCGAUCGCGUCAUGGAUAUCCGGAUGCAGAAGCAACGCGUGCUCAAUGAGGAGUAUCGGAAGCUGCAAAACAAAUGAUGUGGACUGCCACACUUACUCGCACGGUUGGAUGUUCUGUUCGGAUUGUUGUUCUUAUGCAUGGUGUGUUCAUAUGUCUGUUCUUACGGGUCAGUGGCUACUAUAGCCUGACCCCACCCCUGUGAAUACAGUAGAA